This is a messenger RNA of Phaedon cochleariae (mustard beetle), 1176 nucleotides long. Lineage: Eukaryota; Metazoa; Arthropoda; Insecta; Coleoptera; Chrysomelidae. The record is from the annotation of a GenBank genome assembly.
GAUAUGGAAAUCCGCAUAAGUCACGUUCAGUUGUGGCAGUUCCGUAAUUCAGGUCAUUCAGGUGACAUUGCUGAUAUGAGAAAAAGGAAAUAUUUCACAGCCGUUUGCUUACUGACCACAAUCCUGUUAGCAAUUCAGCAUAUCCUAAACAUCGAUUUCGAAAUAUGGACCAGCCGACAGCCGAAAAUGAAAUACAUUCUGUACUGGACGGAGAUGUUCCAUCAAGCCGAUUUCAAUUUGGGAUUGGGCAGUGAGAUUUUCGAAAAAUGUUCCGUGAGCAACUGCUUCGCUACGAACAACAAAACCCUUUUGCCAGUCGCAGACUUCGAUGCACUGCUUUUCCACGGGGUAGAGUAUAACUCCGAUGUCCAUGGAAAACCCGAGAACAGGUCUGCUCAUCAAAUCUACGUCUAUUCCAAUCAGGAGGCUCCAACAAACACGCCCGUGUUUGAAAGAUUGGACAAUUUUUACAACUGGACUAUGACAUACAGAUCAGACUCGGAAAUCAUUCGUCCAUAUGGUUUCUUCGAACACAAAAACACCGACUACAUCCUACCCUCCAUAGAAGAAAUCCGCAACAGGUCAAGAAAAAUAGCCUGGCUAGUCUCCAACUGCGAUACCCAGAGCUUGAGAAACCGACUCUACGAAAACAUCAACAAGUACAUGGAUGUGGACGUGUACGGUAAUUGUGGAAACUUGACCUGUCCUAAAGAAGACAAAGACAAAUGUUACGACUUCCUGGAAAAACACUACAAGUUUUAUUUAUCCUUCGAAAAUGCUUACUGUCGCGACUACGCCACAGAAAAGGUGUUCAAUGUUUUACAGAAAAAUUUAGUUCCUAUAGUCUACGGUUGGGCUGACUAUGACAAAAUUGCUCCGCCUCAUUCGGUAAUCGACGUGACCAAGUUUGAUUCCGCGAAAAGUCUAGUGGCUUACUUGAGAAUGUUGGACGAGAAUCCAGCGAAAUAUAUGGAGUAUUUCAUGUGGAAGAGAUCGUAUGUGGUGGACACUAGCAACAGGUUCGCUCUAUGCAGGCUUUGCGAGAAAUUGAACGAACAGCACAGUUAUAAAGUGUAUGACAAUAUCGACAAUUGGUGGAGAAACACUGCUGGAACUGAAAUUUGUAAAAUGAGGAAUUCGUUACCAAAAAUAGUGGUAGAUUACAAAAAAUAUUGA